Messenger RNA from Catharus ustulatus (Swainson's thrush), 1827 nucleotides. RefSeq names its product C-type lectin domain family 2 member L-like. Lineage: Eukaryota; Metazoa; Chordata; Aves; Passeriformes; Turdidae. The transcript has 5 exons. Bases 52 to 570 code for a protein of 172 amino acids. The record is from RefSeq and is a predicted model, not a curated record.
CGGCUCCCCUCGGUGCGGCCCCGCCGCUCCGGCCCCGUCAGCCCCACGCCCAUGGCGGGACACGGCUCGGCUCGCCACAGCAAAGGUCUGUUCUCAAACAUCUGGCUGUGGCGAGCUGUCGCUGCAGUCCUUACUGUUGCUGUCGUUUUGAUUUCAUGUAUUCAGUUUGAUCCUUCUGUGGCCAAAGACCUCCCUGUGUGCCCUCCCCUGGAGCUGUGUCCAUCAGGCUGGCUGUACUUCCAGAGGAAGUGUUACUACCUCUCAGAGAGUGAGGCUGCCUGGAACUCCAGCCAGAGCCACUGCUCUUCCCACAACGCUUCCCUCCUGGUCAUCGAAAAUCAUCAGGAGCUGAGCUUUAUGAUGAAGAUAACAAAGCAAGACCCAUGGAUUGGACUCUCUAAAACAAAUGAAGAGUUCUUUUGGGUAAAUGGAAAAGCAUUAGACAAUGAACUGUUUGAAGUAAAAGGCUCUGGAAGCUGUGCCUAUCUGGAGUCCAAAGGAGUCUCAGCCUCAGGAUGUUAUUUAACCAGGAAAUGGGUCUGUAGCUUGGCUAUCAACUCAGCACAAUAAAGGUGGACAAAGCCACCACCCAUGACAUUCAGAGCUCUGAUAUGAUGCCUACACAGGCUCUGUCUGUACUUUGGGACCUGGGAAUGUGUCCCAGCUCCUACCUGUAGGUGAAUGACUUUUCUGGUAGCCAGAAUUCUCCAGCCAUGGAAGAAAGCUUUAAGAUACCAUUUUAAAGGCUCUCUUCAGCAUCUUGAGAAGUCAUUUCCUUGCCCCAUUUUUCCAGCUACUGCCCAGUUGUAGCUUUUUCUUGUUGUGUCAUUCAGUAUUUCUUCAUUUACUCUUCUCUUGUAGGAGCAUCUCCUUCUUUCCCUUUUGGGUGUGCAGCUGGAGGUUUUUGUUCUGCUUUUCCUUUUGCCAGGCUCUGUGUGCAGGGAUGGGUGGUGAAGUGGAUCUGUCUGGAGGGCUGCCAAUGGAUACAGGGCAAUGCAGAAGGGAACGCUGUUAUAUCAGACAGGAUCACAGCAAAUUCCUCUCUUUCCAUUUGAUGGGAUGCACCUUGCACUGUAUUCUGUGUUUUGUUAUGUUACUUUAAUUUUGUUAAAUCCUGGUGAUCAUGCUGUCAAGCUAACUUACGCAGCUGCACUGCACCUUAAGUUAUUCUCACAACACUUUGUUUAGUCAAAGAAAUGUCACAAUGGAUAAGAAUAUUUAUUUACCUGAGCAUCUGCACUGAUGAGGGGGAGAAGAGUUGGAAGAGUGACAGUGAAGCUGCAGGCAUUAAUGUGUGAAGGUAGAAAUAGUCCUCUGUGCAAGGAGGCAAAAUCAGGAGAAGGGAAUGAGAAAAUUAACAUCAAGGGAUGUUCCUCUGUGUUUUCCUCAUGCCCAGUGCCUGUCAUGGUGUGAGGCUUCAGAGCAAGGGGGACAUUUGCAGAUGGACAGUCAGUGUUUCCUUGUGUGGGUGGCAUUUUCAGCAGCAGCCUGCAGUGCUCUUGGAUUGCCUGAACAGAAUUAGGGCACAAUCCCUCUGAUUGGCUGAGUCCUGCUCAUGUCUAGCAGGUCAUCCAAAGAUUAAAAGUGUCAUUUGACCCAGAGGAAGCAAAUUUUCCUGGAAGGAAUAUGACUAUCAAGUUUCUAGAGAAGAAAGAAUGGGAAGUUCACGUUCAUUAUUUUCUGUAACAGAUGCACUUGACUGUAGCAGGAUCAUGCACAUGGAUACUGUCAGCAACUUGUGACUUUCAGAGGUUUAUUUAAAUAUAAUCACGAAUUUUGCUGGAUUACACUUUUCUUAAUUGCUUGUAUUCUUUAUAGGCAAAGUAA